CGUUCCGGGGGACAAUAGAGGCGCCGGGCCUGGCUGCGCUGCGCGAUCGGGGGCCGGGAGCAGAGGCAGGGGGCAGGAUGCUGGCGCUCUUCACCAAGCUGCUGGACUGGUUCCGGGCGCUCUUCUGGAAAGAGGAGAUGGAGCUCACCCUGGUGGGGCUGCAGUACUCGGGCAAGACCACCUUCGUCAACGUGAUCGCGUCGGGGCAGUUCAAUGAAGAUAUGAUCCCAACAGUGGGCUUCAAUAUGAGGAAGAUCACCAAGGGGAAUGUGACUAUAAAGCUCUGGGACAUUGGGGGCCAGCCUCGUUUUCGCAGCAUGUGGGAGCGGUACUGCCGUGGAGUCAGUGCCAUUGUAUACAUGGUAGACGCUGCAGACCAAGAGAAGAUUGAAGCCUCAAAGAACGAACUUCACAAUCUGCUCGAUAAGCCACAGCUCCAGGGCAUCCCAGUCCUAGUUCUUGGGAACAAGCGAGAUCUACCUGGCGCCUUGGAUGAGAAGGAGCUCAUUGAGAAGAUGAACUUGUCUGCCAUCCAGGACCGCGAGAUCUGUUGCUAUUCAAUCUCUUGCAAAGAAAAGGACAACAUUGACAUCACCCUACAGUGGCUUAUCCAGCACUCAAAGUCCCGGCGAAGCUGAGAGCCCUUCGGCCACCUCUUGGAUCGGGAAGAUGCCAUUGUAAAAGCCCAAACGCACCUCCUCCUCCCUCUUCCCCCAUCUCCUGCUCUUUCCAUCCCCCUUGCCCACCUCCCUUUCCCUAGAUGGGUAUUUUUAGGGGACCCCAGACUCUUCUUCUGCUGAGAUUGAACUCCUGUUUUUAUUGUAAAGAAACUGUCUGCCCCCCACCCCGUUCCCUCGCUCCUUACUCUGGUUUUGGCACUGUUCUGUUGUCGUCAGUGUGUGUACAGUAUAUAUAUAUAUAUGUAUAUAUAUUUUAAUUUUUUAAUUUAAGCAAUUACGCUGUUACUAAAUGGGGCCUGUGAGCUGUCAUGGGGGCAGCGGCGGACAGAUGGGGAGGGGGUGAAGUACCACACGCAGUAUUGGGCAUCUCGCAAGCAGGGGGGACCUCACUGGGGGUGGGGAGGAGGAGCAUGGCUUUGGGCAGAACCUUCCCUGCAAGCGACCUCUUCCCCCUUCCACCUCCGGCAGCUCACUUCUCCCUCAGUGACGGAAUCUGAUGCUUUCCGCUGUGUCUGCUUCUUUCUCUGCUGCCCAGGCUGCUCAGUGGUACGGGGGGGGGGGGGGUAAGCCCCUGAGGAAGGCCUCCUAGAACAGGAUUGCUCACUUUUGAGUCAGUCCUCUGGUCUAAGGCAUUGGGGGGAGUCGGUGACGUCCCUUCUCCCCCUGAAUCCUGGGGAAUCAAGUUCAGUUCUGUUGUUUCCCAACAAGGUGGGCUGUGAAGGUCUCCUUGCGUUGUGAUUGAGCUUUGACUCCCGCUCAGCUUGCUCUUGGAUCCCCUGAAUUAUCAUCUCCUGCUGCUGCCCUGCACAAAUCCAUGUGUGGUGGAUGCGGUGUGUGCUUGCCCUUUGCAAGCCUGUAUGCUAGCCUUCUGCCUAAGGCUGCAGUCUUUCUGUAGGGAGGGGACCAGGGCCUGAGCAGACAUAGAUGGGCCGGGAUGCAUGUGCUCCUGGGCCGCAUAAAGGCAGACUCUGAGCCUAGGAUUCUACUGUGCCACAGACUCUUCAGCUUGGAGCGAUUUAUGCCCAGGUUUCCUUCCAAGCCCCUUCGGGAAGACAUAGAUCUUGGGAUGGUUGUCUCGAAUCCUAGAUGUGGAUUUCAGCGCAGAGGAGAUGAGAAGUGUGCCCUCGUCCAGUUUGCAGGUGUUUCUGCUGGCCAGAGCCUAGUCACUAGGAGCAGGGGCUAUUCCUCAGUCUUCUAGGCUAGAGAGAGAGAGACACACACACCAUCCUCCAUGAGCCCAGAACUAAGUGUACAAGACCUGCUGCCUCUGGCCAAGUUUAGGGUGUGAGGCUUUGGCCUUGGGAUUAGGCAGUUGUGUAGGAGAGGGGGGUUCUUGAUCUCCCAUGCCUGCAUGCAUGAUGGUCUGCGAGAGAACUGUGCUUCACAACCAUACGGUGCUUGAGCUUUCGAGCUAAAAGCUGCAAUGGGGCGAGGAUGGCAAUUCCUGACCAGGGGGGUUAAUCCAGGCUAGCAGGGGUGGUGACUGUUCUGUGCUGAUAUCUGCUCACCUUGGGAUUCACGAUAGGGUCCAACAGGGUCCAGGAAGGGGGUUCUGGGAAGGAUUGUACGGCUCCAUGUGCCAGCCCCCCUUGCCCCUCUGUUAAGAGCAGCCGGCUGCAGGCCACAAGCAACCAGGUCUUUCCCCGCCCCAUUUAAGCUGCGGAUAGGCCUGAGAUUGCAGGGCCCUAUCCUGCCCUUGCCUGGCCCUAUCCUGCACGGAGCUGCUCCCCUCAAGGGGGUUGGGCUUUCUAACUGCAUCUUUUUCCCCCCCUCCUCUGUUCUCAUUUUCACAGAAUUGCACAAGGAGAUAUUUUACUCGUUUUUAUUAUUAUUUAAUGAAUUGUAAAGUGUCAUUUUAUUCCUUUUUUAAAUAUAUUUUUGGCUCAUUUUUUGACCCUCUCCGUUGGGAAAUGAAUCUUGUAACAGUACAUUUUUUUUGCCUCCUAAUAACAAUAAAUUAACAAUUUUGUGUU
Molecule: messenger RNA, 2653 nt
Organism: Elgaria multicarinata webbii
Lineage: Eukaryota; Metazoa; Chordata; Lepidosauria; Squamata; Anguidae
Gene: ARL8A
Product: ADP ribosylation factor like GTPase 8A
Exons: 8
Coding region: 78-638 (186 amino acids)
Biological process (GO): anterograde axonal transport; protein transport
Cellular component (GO): lysosomal membrane
Molecular function (GO): GTPase activity; GTP binding
Source: RefSeq, a predicted model, not a curated record